GGCAACACAACAUCAUAACAUCAAAAAAACAUUUUUCGUUUGUUUCAUUAUCUCUUAUAAUUGAUAAUUAGCAGAUUUAGGAGACGAGACACAUCAGGUUUAUCACAAUCACAAGUAGCGCUUUUAAUACGUAGAACGUGUUACUGGUUACGUGGGUACUGUUAUAUCAGUUUUGGGGACACGUGCUGGGGCAAUCUUGGACGAAGAGGGAUUGUGCGGAUAGAUACGAACAGCGCGAGGGACGAGUCGACUGGAAGGUCUAUUUGCGAGGAAGACGGGUGAAUAGAAUAUUAGGGGAAGAGAUUCAGAUGUAUUUGGGUAUCUUGCUAGUUCUGGGUUUUGGGAAUAAGUGAGAGGCGUACGAUCAGUAUGACUGAUCAGAGAGAGAAACUGUCUCCGACUCAUCCAGAUGGUGCGUUUGCAAGAGAGCUUGAAUCGAUGCUGGAAGGGCAGGCGGAAGUGACAAAUGAGAGAGAUGAGACAAGGCAGAGAGAAGAGAGAAGUCAGAUAGGGGAAAGGAGUGAGAGAGAGGAGAGAAGAAUAGAUGACAGCGAAAUGGAGAGAGAUAUGAGGCAACACAGGAUGUGGAUGGAGAGGCAGGAUCGUCAUCAAUACAUUAUUGGAAACGAAAUAGAGCCGGUGAACCCAGACAAUUUCUCGAGGGAAAGAAGACUGCAGGCUGGAGGCGGAAGACCUAGACAAGGAGAACGUGGUAUGUGGCAGGAAGGUAGGGAGACUAGAUUCCAAGAAAUGGCGCAUGAUCAAAAUCCAGCAAGUCGUAGACGAGAGGAAAAUCGAAGACUGGGAAGUAUGAACUUUUCAUCAUUAGAAAGUAGCCAAGGGGUUGAAAGGGGAAAAAGUGGCGGUGAACGGGGAAAGAAGACUUUGUUUAAGAGACAGGAGACUGGAGAGGAACGACGAAAAAGGCUUGUAAGAAAUAGGCGGGCGAGGUUGCAUUAUAGAAAAGUCCUGGAUAGAGAUACCGAAAUCAUGAACGGGAAUGAUCCAAUUAAAAAGGAGGAGGUCCAGCAAAAAAGGAUCGAAAAAAAACGGAAACGGAAGAAAGAAUACCAACAGCGAAAAAAAUUGGAGCGUAAAAUUGCAGAAAAACAGCAGGAGCCUGAAAUCAUGGAAGAGGAUGAUCUGUUGGUGAGGACGACAGUUCGAUCGAAACAGUUUCGAAAAGAUGGGACCAACAGUCGCUUCCAACAAACGACAGAAGGAAGGCGAAAGGCACAAACCCUGGUGGAAGAGGAAGAAGACAAUGACGAAGAUGGAGAUGAAUCGGAGGGUGAAUGGAGAAGAUAUUACGAUGGGGAGGAAGACGAUGAAUAAAAGUAACAGUAGCGACACACGGAAAUUGAGAACUGGAAAUUGAUAUUCUAAAUAGCGUUAGCGUAACUUAAUGAAUGUAACUUCAACCGCUUAUAGAAAAUUUGGUUUCUCUCUA
This is a messenger RNA of Botrytis cinerea B05.10, 1450 nucleotides long. RefSeq lists its product as hypothetical. Bases 370 to 1335 code for a protein of 321 amino acids. The record is from RefSeq and is a predicted model, not a curated record. Lineage: Eukaryota; Fungi; Ascomycota; Leotiomycetes; Helotiales; Sclerotiniaceae. The transcript has a single exon.